AUGUCGUUAUGGUCUGUUCGUAUCGUGAUCACCAGGUUCUGCAACUCCUCGAGCACUCAGGUUCCUCGAUUCCUCUCUUCUCCUUUCCUUCUUCUUCGUUCCACUUCUGUCCGGAACAAUUUACUGCCCCGUUUUCAUGCUUCCAUAUCUCGUUGUUGUUCUUCUGUGUGCGUCGAUUCGCGAAGAGAGUCAACGCACACAGAAAACUCUGCUAUUGAUUCGGCUCUUGACUCGGUGGUGAAGAUCUUUUGCUUCUCUAGCGAGCCAGAUGUUGCUGAACCUUGGAAGAAUAGUUGGGUGGGGUUAGCCACGGGCUCUGGAUUCGCAAUUUUCGGAAGGAGGAUUCUUACAAAUGCUCAUGUUGUAGAAGAUCACUCAUACUUGCAAGUGAAAAAGCAUGGUUCACCCACUAAGUACAGAGCAAUAGUUGAAGCGGUUGGGGAUGAAUGUGACUUGGCCAUCUUAGCUGUUGAUAAUGAAGAGUUUUGGGAGGAUUUAAAUCCUUUGGAGCUUGGAGACAUACCCUCUAUCGGCGAAACUAUCUUCGCUUUAGGUUAUCCUCGUGGUGGUGACACUAUUUCUGUUACAAAAGGUAUUACAUCGAGAGUUGAACUUACUAAUUACUGUCAGAGCUCCACCGAGCUAUUGACAAUACAAAUAGAUGCAACUGUUAAGCAUGGAAAUAGUGGUGGUCCGGUCAUAAUGGGAAAUAAAGUUGUUGGUGUAGCAUUCCAAGGUCUUCCAAGGUGUGAAAAUAUAGAGUACAUAAUCCCAACUCCAGUAAUUAAGCAUUUCUUAAGUGUUGUUGAAAAAAACGGUUACUACAUUGGUUUCGAUUUGCCGGAUAUAUCGUGUCAAGCUAUGGAGAAUUCUCAAAUACGUAAAAACUUUAAAAUGAAUCAUGGAAUGUCAGGAAUUCUUAUAAAUGAAAUAAAUCUGGUGUCAGCUGCUCAUAAAGUUCUGAAAAAAGACGAUGUCAUUCUUGCAAUUGAUGGCGUUCCUAUUGGAAAUGACGAGAAAUUUGUAUUUCGGGGAAAAGAACGGGUAAAUUUCAAUCAUUUGGUUUCUAUGAAGAAACCAGGUGAGACAGGUCUAUUUAAGGUCUUAAGGGAUGGAAGAGAACAUGAGUUCAAAAUCAGUUUAAACUCAGUGCAACAACGGCUGGUUCCGGUGCGCAAAUUUGAUACAAAUUGUUACGUAUUUGCGGGUUUUAUCUUUGUGCCUCUUUCUAAGCCAAACAUUGAAAAUUCUUCUGGCGCCAUAUGUGACUGUACAUUAAAAAGGAGGCCCCAAAAACCUGUUCACGAGAUUAUCAUAAUUUCUCAGGUGUUAUGGGAUGUCAUCAACGUAGGAUACUCUAGUUUCAAAAACUUACAGGUGAAGAAAGUGAACGGAGAGGAAGUAGAGAGUAUGAAUCACCUACGUAGACUCAUAAAAAAAUGUCGCACCGAGGAUUUGAGGUUGGACUUAGAAAAGGGAAAGGUUAUAGUCUUGAACUAUAAAUCUGCAAGAAAAGAAACUUCGUUGAUCUUGGAACGUCAUAGAAUACCAUCGGCCAUGUCUUAGAACUUUUAACAAAAACUUUUCAUGAGUAUGUCAUAUAUAUGUCCUAAUUAACUAAGAAACUAUUGAGA
Messenger RNA from Arabidopsis lyrata subsp. lyrata, 1634 nucleotides. RefSeq names its product protease Do-like 4, mitochondrial. NCBI's taxonomy places the organism in Eukaryota, Viridiplantae, Streptophyta, Magnoliopsida, Brassicales, Brassicaceae. The coding region runs from base 1 to 1566 and encodes 521 amino acids. Gene Ontology annotation, biological process: proteolysis. The transcript is spliced from 8 exons. Gene Ontology annotation, molecular function: protein binding; serine-type endopeptidase activity. The record is from RefSeq and is a predicted model, not a curated record.